UCAAAUUCUCAACUCACACUUCAAAUCUAACCCAAUUUUCUCUCUCACCUGAUCAUCAAAAUUCAACCUUUUAGAUGAUACCCAGAAAAGCAGUUGUCAAACACUCGAAGUCUUGAUGUGGGUGUUUCGAUUCAAAAACCCCAGAAAACUUUGAAUAAUUUGCAGUAAUGGAUACCAUGUUAUGUGAUGAAUUAUUACAAGAAAUAUUCAAAAGGCUGCCAUCAACACCAUCAGCUGCUUUAUCAGUGUCUUUAGUUUCAAAGCGCUGGCUUAACCUUUAUAGAAGCUCAAAAACUUCACUUUCUCUCAGGUUUCUUCCUCACAAUUCAAUGCUUGUUUCUUUGUCUUCUCUUCUUUCUUAUUAUCCUUCACUUUCUUCUCUUUCUCUUGUAUUAUCUGAUUCAAUCACUAACGCCAAUUCAAGCACUGCUACUGCUUUUACUGAUCACCUUCUUUUCAUAGUUUCUUCUUCUUGUUCUAAUCUUCAUCAUCUCAGGUUCUUAGCUGGUCCAGUUUCUGUUUCUUCUUUAUUUUCACUAUCAAGAUCUUGUUCCCAACUUACUUGUAUCACUGUUUCUUUAUCUAAACCUCUUUAUCUCAGCUGGAUUGUGUCAUUUCCCUGUUUGAAGGAUUUGUGUUUGUAUAUAUGCCCCAAUGGAGUUAAUAAAUUUAGGUCGCUUUUAAAUGAGGAAUUUGAUGCAGAAUUCGGUUUAGAAACCCUGUUUUUGUCUGGGAUUCAAGCAGGUGAUGAGGGUCUUGGUUGGCUAUGGAGGAACUGUAAAAGGCUCAAGAAAUUACAGCUAAAGAACUGUGCAAGUGUUGGUGAUGGUGAAUCAUUUUCAUCAUUUAUCUUGUGUGUUAAAGGUCUUCAAGAAGUUGACUUAAGGAAAUGUAGGAGUAUUGUUGAUGGGGUUUUAUUAAAAUUGGCUGAAAAUUGUGGUUCAUUGAAUUCUCUAUUGGUUUAUGAUGGAGGAAGCAAAGAAGGUUUACUUGAAUUCAUAAACACUUGCAGGUGUAAUUUGCAGAAACUUGACCUUAGAUUACCAUUAGACCUCAACAACACUCAUCUCUUAGCUGUUGCGAUGAAUUUAAGACAUCUCUCAACACUUAAGCUUCAAAGUUGUUGUCUUGUUACAGGUGAAGGUCUAAAUACACUUGGGACUGCCUUGUAUAACAGUCUUGAAGAACUAGCAUUGAUAAACUGUGAUGUUGUUGAAAGAGAGAUAGGAUUGUUAGCUACCUUGGGACAAAAUUUAAGGAUGUUGAGGAAAUUAGACUUGUCUUAUAAUGAGUUAUUGGUUGAUAAAGAGCUCACUUCAAUGCUAAUUUCAUGUAAUAAUCUGACAGAUUUGAAGUUAAGAGGAUGUAGGAAGAUAACUGGUGUGACAUUGUUUUCUAUGUCUAAGAACAUCAAGUGUUUACAAAGUGUUGAUAUCAUGAAUUGUCCUGGGAUUGAAGCUGAGGCUGUUGAGUUCCUUGUUUUGAACUGUUCACAAAUGAGACAAAUGGUGGUUGAGGAGAACAAGGUUUCUAACAUUGCAAGAACAUGGGCAUUGCAUAAAGUUAUAGAGGUAACUUCCGGUUGAUGAAUUGAUUGAUUGAAGUACAUAUUCUCUCUCUCUCUCUCUCUCUCUCUCUCUCUGUAUGUAUAUGUAUGUAUAUAAAUUUAUGUAUGUAUGUAUGGAUACACACACACCAAAAAUCUUGCUUGUUUGCUGUAAAUAUUUCAUUGCUUCAUGUUCUGGAAUUGAGAGGAGUUGCAUUGCUCUCUGAAUAAACAUAUGCUAAACCUGUUUGUUGUUGUAAUAACUGCAAUCUAAUAGAAGAAGGGAUUGCAGAUGUUAGAAUUCGAACUCUAGAUAUAAACCGAGCUAAGUCUAGGGUUCAUGCUGUAAUUCAUUUUCAUAUUCAUGGUACUUAAAAAAGUUUAUGAGUGAA
Molecule: messenger RNA, 1938 nt
Organism: Gossypium raimondii (Peruvian cotton)
Lineage: Eukaryota; Viridiplantae; Streptophyta; Magnoliopsida; Malvales; Malvaceae
Product: F-box/LRR-repeat protein 3-like
Exons: 1
Coding region: 168-1586 (472 amino acids)
Biological process (GO): SCF-dependent proteasomal ubiquitin-dependent protein catabolic process
Cellular component (GO): SCF ubiquitin ligase complex
Molecular function (GO): protein binding
Source: RefSeq, a predicted model, not a curated record